AUAAUUCACUAUGGAAUUUCAUUUGCAUCACACACGCACACCUAUACAAAACCAUCAACUUUAGGCUGCAUUUGUCAAAGUGCUUCUAGUGUCAGAUGCAUUUGUUGUACUUGUCGAGAAAACAAGAAGUGAAGCCAGCAAAAUAGAAUUCUUUCUUCCGUGCAGUUGGUUUCACACCGUAUCUCUUGCACUCAACUCGUAGGGUGCUUCUCGACCACCUGAACGCUUAUCAAUCCGCAUCAAAGGCAAAGCAAGCGUAAGGGUGUGUUUGUGUGUGUGCGUGCGUGCGUUUGUUAUUAUUGUGUGCGCGGGGUUGAGCAACACCGACCGAUGGAGGAACCACGGGAAGUGCGGUGCGGACCGAACCUUUCAUCCCCAACGCAGCCAUCGGUCGAACCAGUGCAACGGGCGACCUUCGGUGGUAGGAUGGUAGUAAUCUGCAGAAUUUGUCUUUCCACUCGUCCACGGAUGAUAUCAAUUCACAGCCCAGUCCCCGAGUACGACCAGAAAACACUGUACGCGAUGCUACUGUCCGUCUGCCUGCCACUCAACCAGCGUGAAACGAUACAGGGCUUUCCGGAGCAGAUAUGCCGCAACUGCCAAUGGAAGCUGCUGUCGGCGUACGACCUGUACGAGACAACACUGGCCAGUGACGAACAGCUGCGAGCUCAAAAACAUCUUGCAUUGGUAGCAAAGAUUCCGAAGAAUGUGCAGUCUAGCGAGGCGGCCAAACCGACACCCAGCGUACCCGUGCCAGCGAACGUAGCUAACGAUGGUCUUAUCCGCGUGAAGGAAGAAACUCCCGACGAUGGGUACGAGGACGAGCAACAGUACGGACCGGGCAGUAGCAUCACAGACAUGGACUGCAGUAUGCCGUACGGCGAUACGAGCGGUGAUAUGAGCACGGUUAGUGUCCACCCGGACGUUUCCCUGCUGAUCGGGCGCACCGAGCAGGGCGAGGAGGAAGAUACCAGUAUGCUGCUGGAGGAAACGAAACCCCCGAUUCCGGAUCCGCUGGAGACGUUCUUCGCGGAACAUUACCAGGUGGACGAGAUUAGCGGUGGUCACGUGUGCGGGCUGUGCAAGCGAGAAUUCCCGUACAAGAGCCAGUGCCGGAUGCACAUCGUGCAGAAGCACAACCCCGCCAAACCGUUCAAAUGUGAUAUUUGCUUCUGCACGCUCACCAGCCAUCUGCGCUUGGUGCGGCACAAGGUGGUUGCGCACGGGGCCGGCCAGAUCAAACGCGAGGACAUCAUCGAGGGCCAGAACGACGUUACCGGGGAGCUAACGUAUACCUGUCCGAUCUGUCGGAAGGUGUUCAACUCGUCGGUACGCUUCAAGCGCCACAAAAAUGUGCACGUUGUACAUAAUCGGCCGUUCAAGUGCGAGGUGUGUUUGUACCGGUUUGCCACGAAGCCACAGCUGACACAGCACGCCAAGGUACACGAAACGAAGCCACUGUCCGGUCUGUCGCCGGGCGGUUCCGAGACAGGCGAGUUUGCCUGCGAUCGGUGCGAGGAAAUCUUCACGGCCAAGCGCGCCCUCACGAUGCACUUGAAAAAGGUACACCAGGUGUUCCGGGUACCGGGUGGCGCCAGGCCAGAAGAGCGCGAACGAAGCGAAUACGUUUGCAUCAUCUGUAAGGCGACGUUUGCGCGCGAAACGGUCCUCAACACGCACAUGAAGAUGCACGAACUGUUGGCGGCGGAGAAGGAAAAGGAACGGCGGCUCGAUCUGGAGCGGAUGGUCAAGCAGGAGCUGCAGCAGCAGAUGCACCUGACGAUGCCACCGUUGCCGCCUCUAUCGCCGGAAGUGAUUGACCGGUCCGCUUGCGUGCUGGAACCGUUCACACUCGGGCUCGUGCCAGUAGCCAAACCGGGCAUGCCGAGUACGGGGACCAACAAUAAUAAUAGUAGCAGCAUCAACAACAACAGUCCUCCGGGCGGUGCACCGGCAGACAGUGGUGGGACCGGAGGACCGAGUGGUUUGGUGCAGCAGAGUGGUGCCAAGCGUAAGAUACCGAUGACACCGACCACACCGCACCACAGCAGUGAUAUGGCAUACGUAUGUCCGGUGUGCGAUAUGGAGUUUGACGAACGGGACGUGCUUAAGAAACACCAGAAGGAGCAGCACGCGCGGCUCCAGGUCGGCAUUGUGUCGUCGAAGGCUGGCGAUUCGAUCAGUCCGAACAGUGGGUCCAGUCCGCAGUCGAAGCUAAUGCCACGGUUUACCGACAUGCCGGGUUUGAAAAUGCGGCUGAUGGAUAGUUCCGUCCGGUCAAGCAAAAAGCGACUGCUGAACGAUGCGACCGCCAUGAACCACACCAGCGAACCGUUAGACCACGAUGAAUUGCUAGACACCGAUGGUGGUCAUAUCACUGCCGGCCUCAUGCCGGUCGAUGACAUUCCCGCGAGUGUCGAACGGCGACCCACCGCCGGCGUCACAGCGUCCAUACCCGGCGAGGAACCGUCUCAGUUCCAGUGCGAACUGUGCCAUAAAAAGUUCCCGUACAACUGCUACCUAACGAUGCACAUGCGAAAGAACCACGACAAAACCAAACCGUUCGGCUGUAAAGUGUGCCAUUAUCGUUUCGGAUACCGUGGCACGCUGCUGCGCCAUCAGCUUAUACACUCUUCGCAGCGCGUCCAGCCCGGUAGCCACGGUUCGAUCAUUUUCAAGUGUCGCAUCUGUUCGGCCAAAUUUCUCGAGCUUAAGCAACUAAACGUGCAUCUGAAAACGCAUCGAAAGCAGGCCGAUGAGCAGGAUGGCAAUCGGCAGGUGCAGUUGAUCCGCUGCGACGAGUGUCCGCAGAUAUUUAGCGACCCGGAACAGCUAGCAGCUCACAUGCUGAAGCAGCAUCCGAAGCACCAUAGUACCGAUGAUGAGUUGUACGAUCGGUCGGAUCGGUUGAUGCCGCAGCAGCAGCAGCAGCAGCAGCAGCAUACCGCUCUGCUGAUGAGUGCUUCUUCGUCAGCUUUACGGGACGAUAGCAAUCUUACUGGUUCAUCCACCCUCAACGAUCUCAAACUAAAUUCCGAACAGUCGAAGGACGAUACCAAUGAAGCAUUCAUGAACGAUAACGAUUUAUCGGUAAUUAAGAUAGAGCCAAACUAUGAUUUCCGGAUUCAAGUGGUGCUCGAGGAGCAUGAUUUGCUUGAAUGCAUCCAGAACGAGAUGGAGGAAGUGGAAGAACUUAAAGUGAAAACGGGAGACAGUGACGCCGCUGGUCAGGCGAAGGAAAAGCUGUGUGAAAAGCGCCGGAAGAAGGAACGACGGUGCAAGUCGAUCCUUGUAUCGCGGAUCCAUGACAACAUGCUGGAGUAUGUGCAGGACAAAAAGACCCCGAGAGCGAUUUGGCUUGCGUUGGAAAAAGUGUUCGAGCGUCGCAGCACCGCGUGCCGGCUCCACUUGAAGAAAAAGUUAUCGACGUUUCGGUACGAAGGGGGCAGUUUACAGGAUCAUUUCCUAGCAUUCGAUCGUGUUGUGCGUGAUUAUAAGGCCACUGGGGCAGUGUUGGAAGAGAUCGACGUCGUUUUCCAGUUGAUGAUGUCCCUUGGGCCGAAAUACGCGACGGUUGUGACGGCGCUAGAGACAAUUCCGCAAGAGAAUUUAACGUUAGAAGUCUGGGACCCGAACCGUCGCAAGGUUAUCGCUGCCCGAGAUGUCAUCGUCAACGAGAUUGGAGGUGCUCACAGGCAAGUGGGGCACCAAAAGCAUCAAUCAACAGAAUCUACGGAUGACGUGAUUCGUAUGAGAUCUUCAGCAGAUGCCGAUUGUCCAACUGAUCUGGCUGAAGAAAUACGACCGGAAGCAGAGACGGGCACUGAAUUCGAACCAGCACUGGAGAAUGAUGAACCUGAGAUGAACGAGACCGUCGAAGAUAACCAGUCAUGUAUGCGCGUGGCGGAAGAGCCACGGGAUAGUCGUCGAAUGAAGCAUGUCGACAUAAAGUUCAACUUCAUCCGAGAACAAGUUAAACGUGGCGACAUAACCAUCAAGUACGUUCCUUCAGAAAAGCAGUUGGCGGACAUCAUGACGAAGGGGCUACCGCCUGUAGCAUUCAAGCGUCUUGUGGAGGAGAUUGGAGUGCGAAAACAGCAGCAGCAGCAGAAUAGUUUAGUGGUGUUAGUAUACGUAUUAUCCAUGCCAACGCACUCGUACAUCAGCAACGGUAUGGCGACUUUGAACUACAGAACACCAUCGGCCGCAACGGCACCGACGAAUGGUGGUCAGGCUCAUCAUCAUCAUCCCCAUCAUCACCUCCAUAAUAAUCACCAUUCCUCGGUUAUGCCGAAAAAUAUGUUCGGAAUGUACGGACCCACUGCCAAUCUUGGGUCCAACGCAGGUGGUUUUCUUCAGCAGCAGCAGCAGCAGCAGCAACAGCAAUACCAGCAUCAAGUUCAACCACCGCUACAUCGUAUUCAACAGUCUGCGGCCAUGUAUGCGCCUCCUCCGGCCGUGCAACAGAUGCCUAGCCCGGUAACGACGAUGCCGACAAUGGUGGAGGAUGAUGAGGACGACUUUUUGAGUGAAAUCACGGUACAGUUUGAUGACGGUGUGCAAACGCUGUACGUGGGUCCAGUGGAAAUCAUCGACACCAAAGGAGGCGUCGUCAACGAUCAGCAGCCUACCAAGCCGGCAAUACCUCCAGCAACGUCAAUUGUGCGAUCGCGCGAACGCUUCCAAGAAGAACGAGCAAUCGUAACACUCGAACCAGUUGGCGGCAAGACCAAGAGUCAACCAUUACCGAUGUACCUGCAGCAACAACAGCAGCAUCAAGAGCAGCAACAGCAGCAGAAACUGCUGCAUAAACAGCAACAAAAGCAGCAGCAAAAACAACAGCAAAAACAUCAGCAGCUACUCCAACUGCAACAACAGCAACAGCAACAGCAACAGCGACUGCAACAACAGCAGUAUCAGCAGCAACUACGAAAACAAAUAUCACAACAUCAGCAGCAACAACAGUUAACACAGCCGCAACCACCACAACAAAAAGCGGGUCAAGUUCAGCAGAAGCCUAGGCUGAAGCAGAGCAAGAUGAAAUCGCAAAAACAGCAAGAAUCCGUACAGCAACGCCAACAACAACAACCACAGCAACCGCAGCAACCGCAGCAUCCACAGCAACCACAGCAUCAGCAGAAUGAGGCGCAAAGGAGACAACAGAUGAUACUUAAACAGCAGGCGCUGCUGCAGCAGAUGAAUCUCAUGAAGGCACUAUCACCUGAGCAAUUGGCACUGUGGCAGCAGCAAUCUACGUUCAAAUCGCUGAACGAUGGCUUACAGCUAUCGCAUAACGCGCAACUCCAGCACAAUCAACAGCAGCAGCCUUCUCAUAGUGCUAGUACUAGUAGCAGCAGCAGUGUAAGUGAUUGGCAGCAGACUCAGCAGCAAAUACUGUACCAGCAGCAGUUUGCGCUGCGCUUCCAACAACAGAUGCAAAACAACCAACAGCUCAAGGUGGCACAGAAGCAACCGCCGGAAAAGUCAUUGCCGCCACCGCCAGCAACGCCAGCACGUUCCAAGAUGUGUGUGAAGCAAGCGCCGAUGCUUAACUUUGCACUGCACAAUGUACCAUCGAGCAGCAGCAGCAAUAUGAACAACCAGCCGAAAACUGCUACCGAUGCUGUAAAACGACCACUGUCAUCGGUGGUCGAUGGGCGCAGAACGGGUGGAAAACACAUGGACCCUCCGGUUACACAACCGGCAGCGAAACGUUCAGCGCUCGUGACCGAAACGACGGGACCCAUCGGUGAUAUUGCCCCGGCGACGGUUUUACGAUCUCCACCAACACCGACGCAAAUGGUCACCAUUAGGGUAGCUACCGAAGCUCAACCACAGCAGCAACACCAACCGCCCGUUCUGCUGACACAGCUCAAACAAGAACCCAUGAUCGAGGAGCAAUGCGAGCAGAACGUGCUACCGGAUGUGGUACCAUCGUCCCCACCACCACCACUACUGCCUCCUACACCAGCGACGCCGCUCGUAGAAGUGAAACCUUCAUUAGCUGCCGUAGUAGUGAACGCGGUCGAACCAUCAUCAUCAUCGGCGGCAGAUGCUACCAUGAUGGCUUCCUGCACGGAGAGAACCGUCGCUUCACUAGCGACGGUAAUGCUGGCGUCAAACAAACGUACGGACGAUAAUGUACCAGCGACGGUUGAUGAUGUACCCGUUUUAUCUGUCGCUGAAGUUCCACAUGUUCCGAAUGGAUGUAGCACCAGCAACAGCAUCGAAACAGCUCGCGAAAGGCAAAACAGCAAGGAUGAUGAUAUUCACAGCCCAAUGCCUGUGAACAACGGUACACAGCGGCGGCGGAGUGAAGAGGAGAAAAUGCAGGAAAUGGCGUCUCCAUCACUGCCUGUUACAGUAGCUGUGAAUGACGCCCCCGUCGCUGUAAAACGUGGACGUGGACGUCCACCAAAAACAUCAUAUCACAAGCCUGCCCCAACGCCAAAUGUAGUGGCGGAAUCAUCAGCGCCAAAAGAAACUAUCAACGAUUCUACAACAACGAUCGUAGAACAACGUGGUGAUGUGGUCAACGAUUUGAAUGACAGUAUUAACAUCAACGUCGAAUCGCAAGCUUCCGAGGUAAAGAAAUCAUCUAAGAAGAAAGGAUACAUAUCCGUGGCGGCUCUUUUCGCACCGGCAAAGACUGCCCGAAAGCAUCAAAAGUCGUUAAAUGUGGCUAAGAAGGAGGAGAUCAGCACAAUUAUAGCAGCAGAACCUGUACCCGUAACAGCUGCAACGAUUGAAGAAACAGAGGUAGCAGCUAGUGCAACAGUUGUUACGGUUGCAGCAAACGAACUCGUAGUAGCUGAACAUAAGACUGAGCAAAUGAUAUCUACCCCGGCCGUGAGUGUUACAGUGAAUGGGCGGGACGAUACGGAAGUGAACGGGCUUAGUACCUUACAGGACGAGAUUGCCGUACAAAGUCCGCUCCCGGCUGUGGGAAAGGCUACACGCGAAGAAAGCGUUGUCAGUGGUGAUGGUGGUGAAUCGUCCGUGUCGUCUUCGACUGAAGAAGGUUUGAGUAGUGUGGCGAAACAAUCGACCCACCUUUUGCUGGCCGGCGUAGUUCCGGACACGGAGAAAGAAUCUUCCCCAGCUAGUGAUAGUGGGAUUGAGUCGGUAACUGAAACGGGCACAAUCAAUGCGAGUAAAAAAAGCAAAGAACGCUCCAGAUCAUGUUUGGUGAGCGUUCCGAGUCCGUCGAAUCUUGAAGAUAAAUCUCCGCAGACGAACGAUAAACCAGCAGUGAAGGUGGAAAGCGAACAAAAGCCUCGCGCUGUGAGCCGCAGACAGACUAUCGCCGCAGCAGACAUUAUCAAAAACGUCUCUAACGAUGAGGAGGAAAAUAUUGGUCGGAAAGGCAAACGUACCGGGCGUGCUAAUCGAACACUGUCCGCAAAAGCAAAGGAAGCGGCUGAGGCAGCUGAGGCUGUUGAGGCGGUCGAAGCGAACGAAGCGGCCGAAGCAGUCGAAGCAGCCGAAGCGGCGGAAAGUGCGUCUAGCGUGUCCGUUUCGAGCCGGGAUGAAUUAAAGUGUCCCAAGUGCAAAAUGCAGUUCAAAACAGAGCUGUGGUACAGAAAGCAUUUGCUAAACUAUCACGACAUCCAGCUGGACCAGAGUAUGCAGUUGCUUUUGGAUGAUGGACCAUCGUCGAGAGCCGAAGAUGAAACAGAUCCCUCUCCUCCUUCGACUGUCGAGGAACCCGAACUACUUGUUCCUGUAAAUGGCAGCGUAAAAGGUGACGAGAAUUGUGUGGCAAAUGGUUUACCGACCGCCGAAGCAAUAAUCGAAGCAGUUGCCGGUGAAGAGCCACAAAAUGAUACCGAAAUGGAACAGACGUCCGUACCGGUUGAGGUGGUUUCGUCAAAAAUCGAGCUGCCCGUUGUCGAAUCGAAAAUUUCCGGUGGACGCAAAAGGAAAUCCACACCUUCUAGUGCCGCAAACGCUUCCUUGGAGGAUGUGAGUAACGAGAUAACACCGUCGUUGGAUGCAACAACGAUGCCUAGCAAUGGUUCUGUCGCUGCUGAGGAAUUACUUCUUCCUGCAGUCACCAACGUGAAGGUGGAGUACCGCACACCCGGUGCACACAGUCGCGAUCUGGCGGAAGCUGAUGAAGCUGAGGGAAGUGACGAGUUCGGCUCAUCGCCACUGCCGAACGCUAGAAAUCGUAGUAAGACGUCACGCCGCAAAUCGCAAAUAGCGACGCCGCCGGUAGUUGAAACCACCACUAAAGUGGAAAAACCGGACCCAGACGAUCCGGAAAAGCUGACACCGUUCGAGGCGGCCAAGGUGACUAUGAUCGAGUCGGAGCUGACUGGCGAAACGCACUACACUUGCACCAUCUGUGGUGGGCAGUUUACGGGCAAAUCCUCCAUCAAGGAGCACCUGGCAACGUCGCAUGCUGCGAUCAAGCGACGCUCGUGCGAGUACUGUGGUCGCACGUUCAUCCAAACCGGUGAUCUGACGCGGCACACUCGCAUCCACACGGGCCACCGCCCGUUCAAGUGCCCGGUGGUGGAAUGCAGCUUCGCCUUUAUCUCUUCCGGCGAUCUGCACAAGCACGUACGGCGACACAACCAGCAACCGUUGCCGAAACCGCACGUGUGCGACCAGUGCGGCAAGGAUUUUGAGCGUUCGUACGAUCUCAAGCGCCACAAGACGAUGCACGCCAAAAGUGAGCCCGACUUUAAGGGCAUCUCGUGCGGCGUUUGCGGGAAGGUGUUUGCCCGCCAGGAUCAGUUCCGUGCGCACACGUACCGGCACAUCGGCUACCGGCCGUACCAGUGUGAGAUCUGUGGCAAAGCAUUUACCGAUCCGAGCAACUACUCGAAGCAUGCCCGACUGCACGAAAUGGAUGGGGUCGAGGUGGUGUGCAACUUUUGCGGCCGUCCGUUCAAAAACAAGAGCGCCAUCUCGAAGCACAUCUUCCACUGCCAGCAGAAAACGUCCGGCGUUCGUAAAACGUCCGACAGCAAGAAGCGAAGGGGUAGUGGCGGCGGCGAUACGAAGAAGGAGGAAGGCAAGAAAAGUCGACGCGUGGGAAUGGCGGUCGGGUAUGGGAAGGAUAGCGAAGACGACACGACAGGGAUGAUGGUGAAUCCGAAGCAGGAACACAUCGCGUUCGAUGAGCAGCGACCGAUCGUUACGAAGCGUGAGCUGGUGGAUUCGGAGCUGGAAAGCGGUUCACCUUCCGGCGGAGGGCGCAACAAGCAGCAACAGAAACAACAGCAGCAUUCGUCGAGGAAGCGUAAGAAACGCCGUCAGCGAACGCCAUCCUCGUCCGAGGAAGAGGAUGACGAUGAUAGUGGAGAUGAUUUUAUUGGUCCGAGCUCUUCCUACGAACAGUACGGAACCACCUCCGCCGAAACAGUAAAGCGGGAUCGUCGUAGCCGAAAGCUAUCGAUCGCGCAGUACGAUGCAGACAAGUAGUAAGUGACAAGUGCUCUUCCACGAUGGAGAAACAGUUUUAAGCGCAAAGGUGUUUGUACUUGCAAAUCGGCUCGUUUCCAAGGGACGAUUUGCGUUGAAUUUUGUUCAGCUCAGUAAGCGCAGAACACUGCUCCGGCUACAUACACUGGAAACUGGAAGCUUCCUUCUCUAUUUUGAACUUAUAAGCAAUAAUGACACAUACCGAGCGAAGUGUGUAAAGAGAGUAAUAGAUAUUAUAUUUAGCGUCUGCGAAGUAUCGCUAAGGCACCACGUAUAUUCGAUUUAAUUGAAUAAUGAGGUAUUGCACUACUAGAGAAGAGAACUGAAAUUACGGGGGAAAAACUAAGUGAACUACACUUGUUCUUACUUACGUGGUUGUCUUAGGUGGGAAAGCAUUUUGAACUCGGUAUCAAGUAUCGUUUGGAAGUAACGAUAGGUUCGUCGCUUGUGCGCUUUUCCAUAUAAAUUGGCGAGAAUAUUAGUGUUCUGUACUCCUGUGUGUUUCGCUUGAUUUUGUAUCUUUUGUUUCAUAAUAUUUUUGUUCAUUUUUCGGGCAGCAAAAAACUCUUUACCGAUUCUUGUUUACUACCCACACGACGAGUACCGAGCGAGCGCGCACAGCAAGCGUUGAUUAUUAUGGCCUACAGAGGAUGAGAUGAGAAUGAGAUGAGAAUGAGAUGAAGUGAGUGAACUGAGUAGGAAGGCAGUAGGUGAGCAUUGUGAACAUUAUCUCACUGAAAAAUUGGGAUCAGCUCUCACAAAUCAGAGGAUCGCUUUAUUAGUGGUACACAAGAAGUAAACGUCUCGAUUGGGUCGAUCUUCAAGAAAAACCCCCCAGGUGGGUUCAACGCAAAGAAGAAGUAGCAUCUUGGUUAGCUUUUUUUUUGCUUCUUAAAUUAUUUAAACCACAAACUCCUUUCGUUCUUUUUUCGCCCUUUUGUUGUGCUCCCAUAAUCAGUCCUUUUGUGCAAUUAGUUGGUAAGCCAGACAUGUUCAAUUUAGUUUUGCUUAAGUACGCCUAGAAUUCCAUACGCUAAUGCUACACAUAAUUAUACUUCUUGCCCCGCCUCUCCCGCCGGUACCUUUCCACCAGUUCUCUCUUCUUCGUACCGUAAGUAAGAUGCAAGCCGAAACCUACAAUUCUAAAAGAAGCAAAAUAACAUAUUUACCUGAGAGAAGAAAACAUUGUGUGUAUAGAAAGAGCGACGGCUUAUCUUUUAUGAUAAUAGUGAUGGGAGAUGCGCUAGUGAUAUAGAAAAAAAACAAAAGACCAACUUUUCGGUUGUGUAACGAAAAGCCUAAACGAAGAAACACUCAACACAAGUAACUCGGUUCAACAUUCCGCGGGUUUGUCAGGCUCUGAUUUGUGGUCCGUGUUCAGUGUGAAUGCGUGUCACCCUUCCCUUUUUUGUUUGCUCAUCAUUUAUCCCGCUGGUGGUACGGUAAUCCCCACUGGCCGCGCUUCUUGUCUUGAGAAUGCGCGCGAUAUUUAUAGUCUGCUAAUUUUAAUUCCAUUUUGCAUUUCUCGUGUUAGGGGGGUGGUUAAGAAGUGCGAAAGCUUAUAUAUAACUGCUACUUCCUACAACUACUACACCACCAACCAUCCCCAUGUCGGUCAUUUAUGGUGGUUUAACAUGAAGGAUACGCGCUUUCGAAUAUUCCUUUUGGUUUCGAUUUAGUUUUUUUUUCCUAUUUAAGUGCUAGUAAGAUAUCAUUACAAGACAAUUAGUGUGUAUCGCUGCUAUUCCUUUUCUUACGCGCAACAUUUAAAAGACAGAUAUUAUUUGAACGUUUACAGAGACGUAUUAUUACUAAACUUCCAAAAUAUACAUUCUUUUUUUUAUCGGUAUCGAACACUUAACUUGAUAGUGUGUGGACUGUAAGCAUUCCUUUGAAUUUAAAUGAGCCGCUGUCGAGUGGUGACGCCACGAAAUGAGAACUAAGUAAAACAAAGCAACAGUAAAAAAAAGGAUAUCAACACCAAGAUGUUUGGAAUAAAAAGAGAGAGAAAAAAGGAUGUUUGAAAGAAUGAAGUAUUUUCGGGACGAUAAAACGUUUAACUAUUGUGUGAGGUGUGGAGGAAAGGAGAACCUUUUUUUUGUAUUUAUAAGACAAAUAAACUGCAGCAAGCGGAUGGUUCCGCCAAUUUCUUAUA
Molecule: messenger RNA, 11590 nt
Organism: Anopheles stephensi (Asian malaria mosquito)
Lineage: Eukaryota; Metazoa; Arthropoda; Insecta; Diptera; Culicidae
Exons: 6
Coding region: 331-9435 (3034 amino acids)
Cellular component (GO): nucleus
Molecular function (GO): zinc ion binding
Source: RefSeq, a predicted model, not a curated record